Molecule: messenger RNA, 4242 nt
Organism: Anolis sagrei ordinatus
Lineage: Eukaryota; Metazoa; Chordata; Lepidosauria; Squamata; Anolidae
Gene: ENTREP1
Product: endosomal transmembrane epsin interactor 1
Cellular component (GO): membrane
Source: RefSeq, a predicted model, not a curated record
AUCCUUCAGCAGCAGAAGCAGCAGAAGCAGCCUCCGCCGCCGCCGCCUGUGGAGCCGAGCUGGCCUUCCCGCUCUGCCUGAUGUCCCUGCCGGUGGUGCUGCCGGGCUCCUGCUGCCCGGUGUCCCGGCUGUCUGCGCUGGCGCCCUCCUGCUCCGCGGAGGCUCCCCCGCGCGGGUCCCGCUCCGCCCGGCCCCUCAGGCCUGCCCGCCGCUGUGCUCCCGGGGCCCCCUCUUCCUCGGGGCUGCUGCUCCUCCCGGCGCGGCCCCUGCUCUCCCUGGGGCUCCUCCAGCUCAUGCUGGGCGGCUGCAUGGUGGCGCUCAGCUUCGGGGCGCUCUCGCUCAGCAGCUCCCCGCAAGUCAAGAACUCCUGCCCCUUCUGGGCCGGCGCCUCGGUCAUUUUAUCAGGAAUUAUAGGAUUAACAACAUGGAAGAGACCAAUGAUUCUUUUGGUUAACUUGUUCGUUCUGCUUUCUGUUAUCUGUGUUCUCUUGAACCUGGCAGGAUUUAUUCUCGGAUGCCAAGGUGCUCAAUUUGUGUCCAGUGUACCUCGAUGUGAUCUGGUAGAUGUGGGUGAAAAUAAAUUUUGUUUCUGUUGUGAAGAAUUUCUACCAGCAAGAUGCACUGAGAAAGAAAACGCACUGAGGUUGUAUCCAGUGCAGUCAUGCAGUGCAGUUCACCUUCUCCUCAAGAAAGUUCUAUUUGCUCUUUGUGCUCUGAAUGCCUUGACCACAACUGUGUGUUUAGUGGCUGCAGCUCUUCGUUACCUGCAGAUAUUUGCAACAAGAAGAUCCGGCACAGAAGAACCCCAGGUUUGUGCAGAGGAAGUUGAAGAACAAGCCCAUAUUUCUGAUCCAGAAGAUUUUGUGCCACCUGUUCCACCUCCAUCUUAUUUUGCUACAUUCUACUCUUGCACACCUAGGAUGAAUCGCAGGAUGCUGGAUUCUGAUGUCAUUCCAUUACCACAUAUUUAUGGAGCCAGAAUUAAAGGGGUGGAGGUUUUCUGUCCACUGGAUCCCCCGCCUCCUUACGAAGCUGUGGUGAGCCAGAUGAAUGUGGACCAGGAAAGUACACUUCAAAGUUCAGAUGUCGCAGAAGAUUGUAAUGGCUCAUCAAGACAAAAUGAUACACAUGUAUCCCAAGAUGGAGAUGGUCUCAAUUCUUCUGCUGCAGAGACCACAUUGCAUCCAGAUCCAGGCUUGGCACCUACAGGAAGCCACAAGGGAGCCCCCAAACCUCUCAGGAAACGAUCUAAAAGUGACCCUGUGUUGCAUGGCUUUCUCUCCAGAGGUCCAGUGCUAAGCUGUGAAGCUGCCACCCAAACAGAAAUAAAGCCAGAACUGGCUGCAGUUAUUUUGCGAAAGAGCGUGAGAGCAAAGGCUUUGCGCUCCAGACCUCGGUCUUUGGUGGACUACAAAUCAUACAUAGAUACAAAGCUACUUGUGGCAAAGUUCCUGGAGCAGGCCUCAUGCAGCAUGGCCCCUGACAUCCAUGAACUAGUGGAAGACAUAAAAUCUGUUUUGAAAUCAGAUGAAGAGCACAUGGAGGAAGCCAUCACCAGUGCCAGCUUCCUGGAACAGGUAAUGACCCCUGCUCAUCCAUCAACAGCAAGAGCACACACACUGCCUUUUAGAAAGCACCCUGGACUCCUGCAUUUGGAGAGCUGUGGCGACGUGAGUACUUUUACGACGGCAGAAACCAGGCUUUUAGAGAGGAGAACUCAGAGGUCAGAGUCUGAACGGCCUCACAGCCUUAUUGGAGUUGUCCGGGAAACCGUGCUGUGAAGUGCUGUACCAGAUGCCAUGAACUCAGCAAGAAAAACCACUUUGUGAAAGCCAAGUUAAUGGGGAAAUAAUUAAUUCAGGUGUCUUUCUUCCUUGUUGCUGCUUUUGAAAAGAAUACUUGAGGAUUUUCUCAUGAGACAUUACCCCUGUGGACACUUUGGCAUAUUCUGAUGCAACAUUGUUGUUAAAAAUACAGAUAUUCAGGUGCAAUUAGUAUAUUUGAAGAGCACUUUUUGUUUUGGGAUGGAAGGACAUUAUGUGUACAUUGAUGCUUAUGAAAGAAUAUCAUUCUUUCUACUUACAUUUAUGACGUAUUGAGUAAGUGCUUUAUGCCUCUGAUGCCUGUGGUUUCACUUGUGAUAACUGUAAGACCUGCCUUGUGCUUUGUCUUUCAAAGGCUCUAUAAAGAUGAGUUAGCUCUUAUCUAGCGGCUUAAUGGAAAUUAAAGCAUUUUCCCCCUCCCUCCUACUGCAGAGACCAUUGCUUCUCUUGGUUUCAAUGGGACUUUAUACUCUUUAGAUAUCAAAGCACAGCCCGCGGCCCAGCUAUUCAGUUGGAUAACCACAUACAGUGUCAUUUUCUCAGUAAGGAGCAUGAAAUAAACGGGGGACUGUGCCCUUCAAACUUGUGACAAGCCCAGUUAUCAUUUUUGGUAAGGUGCUGCACUAACAGUCAGUUGUUCCUUUGGGUCUUGUGCUGGGAACAAGGCAGGAUAUAAAUAAAAUAAUAUAAAAUUACAAAAUGUGUCCAUUUUCUAAAAGAAACUGAAGUGAAAGAUAUUGCUUGAGGCUUGGGUCAGUGCCAUUCUCACCUGCUCCAAACCCUGCAGAGCCACAUCCUUUGUUGCUCUGUAUCAAAGAGGAAAGCUGCCCUUAUAAUGAAUGCAAGCCUGAGUGCUUGCCAGAGCACAGCUGCUCUAGUGCACACUUACUGCUCCAGAAUUAGCCUUCUCCUAAAAGCAUCUGAAUGGCCAAUAUGGAAGCCCUGGAAAAUUUGCCCCAAUUAUACAGUAUACUUAAUGGCUUUUUCAAACAUGAACACUUGCAUUUGUGUGUCAAGACAUUAUUGUAUGGGAAUGAGAGCAUUAUUGGUUUCAAAAAUGAACUUUGAAAAAGUGUGUUGUUGAAGGUUUUCAUAGUUGGAAUCACUGGAUUGCUGUGAAUUUUCAUGAUUGUAUGGCCAUGCUCCAGAAGCAUUCUCUCCUGAUGUUUCACCCACAUCUAUGGCAGGCAUUCUCAAAAGUUGAGGGAUCUGUUGGAAACUAGGCAAGUGAGGUUUAUAUAUCUCUGGAGUGUCCAGGGUGGGAGAAAGAAAAGGCAAUUACAUAGGAGCAACAUUUCCCAGCAGUCUGUGGCUUGUUCACAGAAAUAUCAAGUUAGAAUGCAUCUGCACUGUAGGACAGGCCUUAAAAACCUGUGGCCCUCCAGACAUUUGGGACUCCAACUCUCAGAAAUCUUAGCCAGCUUGUCAGGAAUUCUGGGAGCUGAAGUCCAAAACACCUGGAGGGCCACAGGUUGUGCAAGCCUGCUGUAGAAAUAAUGCAGUCUCAUACCACUUUAAUUGCCAUGAUUCAGUGCUAUAGAGCAGGGAUCCACAAACUUUUUAAGCAGAGGGCCAGGUCACAGUCCUUCAAACUGUUGGAGGGCUGGAUUAUAAUUUGAAAAAAAAAAAAAGAACAUGAAUGAAUUCCUAUGCACACUGCACUUACCUUAUUUGUAGUGCAAAAAAAAAACCCCUUAAAUACAAUACAAUUAAAAUAAAGAACAAUUGAAACAAAUAUAAGCUUAUUAGUAUUUCAGUGGGAAGUGUGGGCCUGCUUUUGGCUGCUGAGACAGGAUUCUUGUUGUUGUGGUUGUGUGCUUUCAAGUCGUUUCAGGCUUAGGUUGACCCUGAGUGAGGGCCGGGUAAAUGACCUUGGAGGGCCGUAUUCGGCCCCCGGGCCUUAGUUUGAGGACCCCUCAAAGUAUUGGGAGCUGUCUGCCAAAAAAUGCUGCUGCCUCAGCAAACUACAACUUCCAGGAGUCCAUAGCAUUGAGCCAUGGCAGAUAAAGGGGUGUCAAAAAGCUUUAAUUCUACAGUGUAGAUGAAGCUUUAUAGUUGCCUAAGUUUCUAUUACACAGUGAAUACAGUUCAUCCUGUUUGUGUUGGGUUCUCAAAGCAAGCCUUUCCUCACGGUGUGCUUUGGAAGUCUUCGAGUCCAUCCACACAGCCCCAUAUCCCAGAAUAUCAAGGCAGAAUAUCCCACAAUAUCUGCUUUGAACUGGGCUGAGUCCACACUGCUAUAUAUUCCAGUUCAAAGCAGAAAAUAUAGGAUUUUCCGCCUUGAUAUUCUGGGAUAUAGGGAUGUGUGGAAGGGCCCUCAGAAACUUUAAAAUCUUUAAGCCUUUAAAAUCUGCUAUGACCUCACUACGAUUAAUAUUUUCUAUUUGCAAAAAUAAAGAUACUUCCUUUAAAUGUUUCA